AUGGCUGAAACUUUCCCCACGGCUCGCAUGGUUGAAUUCUUGCCUGUACGAGAGUCUCCUGUGAAACUGUUCAAUAGACUGAGAGAGUCCAAUAGAAUCAAGGUCAAGUCAAAACGCAUUGUUCCUUGUGAGUCAUUCUUGACUGGAAAAAUGGUUUUCUGUGAGCCGUUCGAUGUAGUUCGGAUCUUACCAGAAUUCCGGAAUAUCCUGUCCAAUAUUAAGGGACUUGGGGUUUCUCUAAGUGGUAUUUCCAACCAAGGAAAGUAUGUCCUACACAACUCUGUGGAUCACAGAAAAUAUGAAGAAACUUGGAAUUUUCUUGGAGUGCCAUCUGUGGAAGAAAGUUAUGAAUGGUAUGGAAAAUGCAUUGAAACAUGCAACCUCGUGUUGCGUGUACCCACAGAUGUGUAUGUGGAGCUUCUCUGUUUUCUUGCUGACAACUGGAAGUAUUUUCCGUUUAAGACUAUGAGCAGAGUUACUCUUCUCAAAUAUGUUGCUUGGAAUGGGCAGGUUUUCCCAUGUAGCUUAUCACAAAUUAAGCAGGGAUCAUUGAAGGUUCAUCUUGUCUGGGGGGCUCGACGUCAUUCCUGGCUAAACAAAUGGAAUGUAGAAAUGGGGUGCCCAGGUGAUAUGUUUUUCUUGCCAGAUGAUACGGUUAGUACUAUUGUUGGACACAAGAAGGAAAUUAUUGUGAAGAAUUGGCUUGUGUCUAAGGCUAAAGGUUUGUUGGUCAUCGACAUUUAUACAUAUUGUUCAAAACUGGCUGAUAUUGCUGGGAAAAUCAAAGACCCAAAACUUCUAGUUGCACUGGCUCAUCUUGUUUAUCAUUCUACUUUGUUAAAGUACAUCAAUUCGCAUUUCGUCUCUCUUGUAUUGCAGUCUAUGCCAGUGGUUGAUAUGGCUGGGAAUGUAAGCAUGUGUAAAAGUCCUCUUGUGCCCGCUUCUAGAAGCACUUGGGUGAAACUCUUUGGUUCUAGCGAUAUACUUGCUAGAGAACUUGAGCUAGAAAACGAGAGAGCAGACUCAGCAGAGGGAUAUGGCUACUGUUCUAGUAAGUACGUAGAGUUGGGGGAGGUAUAUGCUGAAGCUGCUAAUUUUGCUGGAAAAUCUACGGCAGAAGGUGACCUAUUGGACUUCCUUAUUAUGCAGGGUAAGGCCACUGACUUGCCUAAUAUAUUACCCCAGAAUAGAGCAUUAGAUAUUGCCUCCAAUCAGCUAACUAGUGAUCAAGCUCUGUUGCUAUUGCAAUGGAUCCAGAAUCUGAGAGCCAAGAAGUGCAGUGCUUUCAAAUAUGAGAUACCUGACAGGUUCAUUGGAAGUAUAAGACGUGGGAAGUGGAUGAAGACAUAUGCUGGCUUUAGUCCUCCGAGUUCUUGCUAUCUUUAUGAUGGAACCGAGUCAUCUACUCUCUUAGACAUUGGGAAAGAGUUUGAGGUCUUGUCAGCUAUUGAUGAGAAGUAUUAUAAUUACAGGAUAAAAUCAUUUAAAGAGGAGCUGAUGUUCGUUGGCGUAAAAAUUGGGUCAGAAGAUAUCUACCUGCUCAUUGUUAAUCACCUCAAACAUCUUAUCUCCUCUGCAAUGAGGGCAAGCUUGGGAAUUUCACUGCUAAGUUUUAUCCGGUAUUCAAAUGAUAAUAAUAAGCUGGAUGUAGAGUUUUUGAAAUCCCUUCAAGAUGGAAAAUGGUUGAAAUCAGACCAAGGUUUUGUUAAUCCUCUCGGAGCCGUUUAUCUGACUUCUGAUAUUGGAGAAGCUAUUCGACAUGUCACAGAUCUGCGAAUUGUUGAUAAAACUUAUUAUCGUGAUAAGCUAAGGGGUUUUGUAAACGAGCUGAAGUUGCUGGGAGUGGUAGUGAAUCUGGAAGGCGUGUAUAGACUAAUUCCGGGACAUUUCAAGUUUCCUGAAGAUCUCUCAAAGUUGAAAAAAGGUGCUGUUUUUCUGUUACUGGAAUGCAUUCGGCGAUUAGGGCCUGAAUCUGAUGGUUUGAAGAAGAAAAUUGGGUGCCAACCUUGGAUGAAAACUACUUUCGAUUUUAAAUGCCCCAAGGAAUCCCUUCUUCCUGAUGACAACUGGGGCCAGUUAGUUAAAUUUCUUCCCCUAGCCAGCAUUGAUGAAGGCUAUUAUGGUAGCAGUAUUAGGUUGUACAGGGCAGAAUUAGAGGCAAUUAGUGUGGCAGUAAAUCUUGACCAAGUUUGUAAUAUGCUUAUUACUAAAGUCAGGUUUCUCUUAGCCACAAGUAGUUUAACUGGUGACAUUGUGAUCUCACUUCUGAAUUGCAUGAAGUGUAUGAGAGAAAAAAUGGCUCCACAAUUAACCCGUCUAAUGAGUUGCUUGUCGGGUGAGAAAUGGUUAAAAACUCGUGACGGGUAUAGAUCUGCUCGGGAUUCGUGUUUAUUUGAUUCAGAGUGGGGAACGGUUACUCAGUUUGUUGAUCUUCCUCUAAUAGACGAUGCCUUCUAUGGCAAUUCGAUCAGUUCAUUCAAGAACGAACUGACGAUGCUGGGUGUGAUGGUCAAUAUCAAUGACGGAGCACGAGUUGUUGCAAAAGGUUUAGUGUUGCCCUUUGAGCCCGGGUCAGUAAGGGCAGAUUGUGCAUUCUCUUUACUGAACUGUGCUAGGUCGCUUCGACAAAGUAGCAAGUCAUCUGACCAAGCUUUACUUGACAAUUUUCUCCAGGAACUGAAAGGAAAAGAACGAGAUGGACCUUUCAUUGAUCAGGGCUUCUAUGGGAAUCUGAGUCCUCUUUAUAAGGAUGAACUUAUAGCCAUUGGUGUGAAAGCAGAUACCAAGGAAGUUUGCACUACAAUUUUCAAGAUUCUUACUUCUCACGAAGAAACUUCUGCUGUACUGAGACUCUACAGGUUUCUACAUCGACACAUGAAAAGCUUGAAUUCUGAGGUCUGUUCCUAUCGAUUGUGGAUUCCUGACCAAGAAGGAACCAAGGGAAAAUGGGUAAGUAAUUGUCUGUGCGUGCUCCAUGACAGGGACAAUUUGUUUGGCUCAUUUUUGCAUAUUCUUGAUAGAUAUUAUGAUGAGAAUUUGUUAUCUUUUCUGUCAAAAACUUUCGGAGUAGAUUCAUUUCCGACUGUUUUUCAAUAUGUUGAUCUCUGGACCAAUUGGGUGACAAGUAACAACUGUGUGUCUUCUGUGGAGUUACAUUCAUUUUGGGGAUACAUAGCAGAAAAUUGGAGCGCAAUUACUGAGAGGACUGUGAAGAAAGGCUUAACCAUGCUACCAGCAAACACCAUCACCGGGGAAGUUCAGUUAGCGAAUAGAGACGAAGUAUUCAUCCCAGAUGAUUUGAAACUCAAAAAGUUGUUUGGGGAAGCUAGUGAGAAGCCACUUUUUGUCUGGUUCCCCGAGAAUGGCUUAUCGUCCCUCACCAAACUCUAUGAAAUCUACAGAAGUUUUGGAGUACGGAAGAUAUCUGAAGUUGUUCAGUUCUCUGUGAAUUCUGAACUUGAAAAGACGGGUGUAGAAAAAAGUCUUAUCGGAAGGCCCUUGAUUAGCAUUGUAUUGGCUUUCCUUUCACAUCCUGUGAUUAACGUGCCAGUGCAAGAAAGACACCGGAUAGCGAAAUCUCUGGUGGACAUCUCAAUAUUUGGGACCAAAUGCCCGUUGGUUGUCCAGUAUUUCUUGAAUUUGCCCUCAAAGAUUAGACUGCAAGUUGAAAUGAGAAAACUGGUGCUUUGGGAGAAGAAAUCGCAGAAAUUGCUCGUUCACAAACCGAACUGGAAUGGUGGAAGUGGAAACAGAAGUAUGGAGUUCACAACAGAUUUUGCGAGAGCAAUCUCGGAGGUGGUCCUACCGGAUGCCAGUGGUCUUGUGGAGGAUCUGUGUAAGAUUAUCAAGAUGGGAUGUGUUCUUGGUUUUGAGGAGAAUAAGGUGGAGUCCUUGCUGUUGAGUGAAAAUCUUGAACUGUUUCCAGUGGACACUAGCUUCCUUCAAUGUGCAUUCCCAGCUGCUAAGAACCAGGGUCUCAGCCAAGACCCGCCUUGUCCCCCGGAAACUCCAGUUCAGAAGAAGCGACGGCAGAACUGA
Molecule: messenger RNA, 4038 nt
Organism: Rhododendron vialii
Lineage: Eukaryota; Viridiplantae; Streptophyta; Magnoliopsida; Ericales; Ericaceae
Exons: 2
Coding region: 1-4038 (1345 amino acids)
Source: RefSeq, a predicted model, not a curated record